GUUAUUUUUUGCUGUGGAAAAGGAUGCGUUAUAUUAGCCGGUUCGGUCCGGAAUCCUAUGGAAAAACGAACACUGCCACUCACUGGCAGUGCCAGCUUUCACUUCAAUCCGUUUCAAAGAUUCGUGUCAGUAGUUUCAGGCAACUCUAGUGGUUUCUUUCAAUGAGCGAGGUCGUAAACGCUAUCGUCGCUUUUGCAGUCAUCGUCAUCAUUUUCCGAUGGGCGACUUCAUCCAACGACCAUUCCAGUACUAGGAGGUCGGCGUCUUCAACUCUUGGCUUCAGGCCGAAGAAUGUGACGCAGGAAAUGGUCGACCAGAUACAUUCCAUGUUUCCGACCAUACCACAAGAUAAUAUCCGCUACGACUUGCUAAGGACAGGAAGCGUCGAGAUCACCUCGAAUAAAAUCCUAGAGCGUGGAUAUCUUGAUGCGCCUCCUCCAGCAUAUUUCACUGUUUAUCCUCGCACAGAGGCUCCUCCACAAGCGCGGCAAGUUCCCCAAGGACAGACAACAGGUUUAGCACCGACCCCGAAAGAGAACCUUAUAGCUCGUUACAAGCUACAAGACAGAGUGACGACUUCCACUUUAUCACCGGAUGACGAUCUUGCCUUUGGCAAAGCGAACUGGGAGGACACGUCAGAGAAGCGCGAGGCCAGUUUGCAGGAGAGGAAAGCACAGAUGAUUUUGGCUGCCAGACAGCGGUUACUGGCGCAACAAGCUCAGAAGGAAGAGGCAGGCGGGGCAUCAAGUUCUUCGUCGCACUAAACAUCCCAUCGCAAUAAUAUGUACUCGCAAUAAUUAUUUAGAUUCCCUGACUUGCACCAUAGUGUUACCCAAACCCUUCACUCGUUGUUUAGCCCAUGCAAUCUAUGUAUCAUCAUUUGACGACAACGAGUUAUCUUCAUCCUACCAAUAGCCGAUGGUGAUAAAAUCAUUGCCUUGGCGGUCCUUAAGCGUAUCAAGCGC
Molecule: messenger RNA, 965 nt
Organism: Suillus paluster
Lineage: Eukaryota; Fungi; Basidiomycota; Agaricomycetes; Boletales; Suillaceae
Exons: 7
Coding region: 162-764 (200 amino acids)
Molecular function (GO): ubiquitin binding
Source: RefSeq, a predicted model, not a curated record